Molecule: messenger RNA, 542 nt
Organism: Cinara cedri
Lineage: Eukaryota; Metazoa; Arthropoda; Insecta; Hemiptera; Aphididae
Source: the annotation of a GenBank genome assembly
AUGAUCAGCUGUAAAUGGACGUCCGCCGGCAGCGACGUGCCGUCGGGCGGCUCCAUGUACUUCUUGACGCUGUCCGGCCGGACCGCGUUCUCGUUCGCCAUCCGUUUGGUGUACGCGAUCGCUUUGUACGCGUACCGGGCCAACACGCCCGACAAACAUAUCGAAGCGACGAUCGCCGCCAAAAUCACGUGCGUCCACGUUAUCGGAAACAUCGUUUAUCGCGCUCGUGUAACGGUAAUUGUAUUAUUAUCGUAACGGUUGAUAUUCUGCGUUGUCGCUCGAAUGAUGUGUAGUUUUUGUUUUCGUUUGUUUUAUUUUUAUACGUCCGUUGCCGUGGUUUCUACGGGCAACAGUAAAACAAUCAAACCACCACCGUAAUUAAAAUUUGUUAGUUUCUCCGCGGAAAAAAUGGUAGAAAGUCUAGAAUAAUUGCUGUUCUGUCUUCGUUCACGUCGAUCUUAACUGCCGAGGCCAACAAUUUUUUCCACAAAUCAACAACGGCAGUCGCCACUUUAUUAAUCCAGACUGGUUCUCUGAAGUAA